Fraxinus pennsylvanica is the source of this 1059-nucleotide messenger RNA. The record is from the annotation of a GenBank genome assembly. NCBI's taxonomy places the organism in Eukaryota, Viridiplantae, Streptophyta, Magnoliopsida, Lamiales, Oleaceae.
AUGGGUUCCUUAAUCAUUUUUCUGACAAAAGCGAAGCCGUAUUUGGCUGCUAUAUUCUUACGUAUUGUGUUUGCAGGUUUGUUUAUAAUCGGAAAGCGCGCUCUAAACGUGGGAAUGAAUCAUUACACCUUUACUGUCUACAGGAAUCUGAUCGCCGCCAUUGUCUUUGGCCCUCUCGCCUUAGUAUUCGAAAGGGUUCUUGAUCAAAACUUGUACUAUGCUGGAAUGAAAGAUACAACAGCAUCUUUUGCAACGACAAUCUACAACUCUCUUCCUGUCAUAAACUUUCUGCUGGCUUUGCUGUUCAGGCUUGAGAAGGUGAAAUUUAGAAGCUUACACGGCCAGGCAAAGGUUAUUGGAACUUUUGUCAGCGUUGGUGGAGUCUUGGCGAUGACAUUUAUCAAAGGACCUGUUAUCGGAUUGCCAUGGACCAAACACAAACCCACAAGUGCUGCAAAUUAUCACCAAAAUUCCAUUAAAGGCCCUCUCAUGAUCUUAGGAUCUUGUUUUUUUUCGGCCAGUUUUAAUAUUCUUCAGGCAAAAACACUGGAGUCGACAUACACAGCUUUACUCUCCCUCACGGCUAUGAUAAGUGCAGCUGUUGGUUUCGAAGGCUUUAUAGCAUCUGUUUUGUUUGAGAAGGGCAUUAAUUUAACAAUUUGGUCGAUACAUUGGGAUAUUAAACUAUUAGCUUAUGUCUAUGGAGGAAUCUUUUGUUCAGGACUUGCUACUUAUAUAUCAGGAUAUAUAUUACAAGAAAAAGGACCGGUGUUCUUAACAUCAUUUAAUCCUCUAACCAUGUUGAUUGUUGCUGGUGUGGGCAGUUUCAUUUUAGCAGAGCAAUUGGAUUUGGGAAAGGUUGUAGGAGGGAUUGUUAUAGUGGUUGGGGUGUACCUGGUGCUAUGGGGUAAGACCAAGGAUGACCAUAAUAGCUCAUCUAUGGUGCACACAGAAGAGGAAUUACCAUCAAUUAGACAACAAAUUUCUGCACUAAAUUCAUCUUCUAUGAAGGCCUUAUCAAGUGAUGGCUCCCAAGCAACAGCUGCAGGGAUUGCUUAA